AUGCCCAUAGCAGACCAAUUGGUGGAUGCAGCGGCAAAGAAUGGAAUUCUAUCAUUCAUGGAUGGCCAUUCCAGUUACAAUCAGAUUUAUAUUGCUGAAGAAGAUAUUUCAAAAACGGCAUUCAGAUGUCCAGGCUCUAUUGGGACAUUUGAGUGGGUGGUUAUGCUGUUUAGCCUUCAGAAUGCAGGAGCUACCUACCAAAGGGCGAUGAAUGCGAUUUUCCAUGAUAUAAUUAGUAGGUUUAUGGAGGUUUAUAUUGAUGACGUAAUCAUCAAGUCAUCAAAAAAUCCUCAACACUUGAUCAACUUAGAGAUGGCCUUCAAAAGGAUGAGGAUGCACAAGUUGAAGAUGAAUCCGUUGAAAUGCGCUUUUGGAGUUUCAGCUGGAAAUUUCUUAGGCUUUCUGGUUCACCAGAGAGGAAUAGAGAUUGACAAGAACAAAGCUAAGGCCAUUAUGGAAGCACAACCUCCUCAGAGCAAGAAUGAGCUUCAGAGGUUCCUGGGGCAAGUAGGUUUUCUUCGCAGAUUCAUUUCCAACCAUGCUGGAAAAACCCAUGUUUUUUCAUCUAUUCUGAAGUUGAAAGAAACAGAAGAUUUCCAGUGGGCUAACCAGCAUCAAGAAGCUUUCGAAGAACUUAAAAGAUACCUGGUCAAUCCACCUGUAAUGAUGCCACCAAUAAAGAAGCAGCCUUUAAGGUUAUACUUAUCGGCCGCUGAGGAGUCCAUUGGGACUCUAUUGGCACAAAAUAAUGAGUGGGGAAAAGAACAGGCAAUCUACUUUCUUAGUCGAUUACUCACUCCAGUGGAAUGUAGGUACACUCCAAUUGAAAAGUUAUGUCUUGCUUUGUAUUAUUCUGCGAUGAAAUUAAGAAUAUACAUGCUUCCGGUUGUUAUGUACAUUGUUUCUCAAAUUGAUUUGAUUAAGUACAUGUUAUUGAGGCCUUUGAUUACUAGAAGGAUUGGAAAAUGGUCAUUGGCCUUAAUGGAGUUUAGUUUUAAGUACAUUCCACAGAAAGCAGUCAAGGGACGUGGUCUAGCAGAAUUUCUGGCUGAUCAUCCUUCUACUGAAAUAGCAACAGAAGUGUGUGACGAGGUGGAUAGUCUCUACCUCGAACAUUCUUCAUGGACAUUACUCUUUGAUGGUUUAUGUAUUAGCGAUGGAGGAGGAGCUAAAAUUGUUAUAAUUUCUCUAAGGAAAAGGAAGACAUCAUUUUCUUUCUUUUUGGAUUAUUUAUGUACUAAUAACCAAGCUGAGUAUGAGUCACUCAUAAUUGGUUUGGAAAUUCUACUAGAAAUGAAAGCCAGAAGUGUACUCAUCAUUAGAGAUUCCAAGCUCGUGAUCAACCAAUUGGCUGAUGAAUACAGAUGCCUUAGUCAUCAUCUGAGGCCUUUCCAUUUCUUGGCCUUACAAUUAAUAGAUCAAUUUGAUGAUUAUCAGUUACAGCAUUGGCCAAAACACCUGAAUAAAGAGGCAGACAGACUGGCCCAGGUAGCAUCCAGUAUAAGAGUUCCACCUAGAGUAGAAGAAACCAUAAUAUCAAUAAAAAGAAGACCACUUCCAUCUAUAGAAAUGAGGAAUGAACAUUUAGAAGUUAAUUAUGUUGACUUGGAGGAGGCAGAUCCAGAUGAUUGGAGAAUUCCCAUCAUUAAGUUCCUGAUGAAUCCAAGUACAAAUGUGAAUAAGAAAAUUCAGCUUGUAGCUCCUCAUUACAUUCUAAUGGAUGGAGAAUUGUACAAGAAAAGCAAAGAAAAUGGUCUUCUCCUCAGGUGUUUGGACAAAUUGGAAUCAAUUCAAGCCAUGGGGGAAGUUCAUAACGGGCUAUGUGGAGCCCAUCAAGCUGGAACAAAGAUGAGAUGGCUACUAAGAAGAGUGUCAGCCAUCGACAUACAGCUUGUGGUGAAGAUAUGGCUAUUUAGAGGUUGGGCAUUAGAUUUCAUUGGGAAAAUCACACCUCCUUCUACUGAUGACCAUACUUAUAUAGUAGUGGCCACAGACUAUUUCACGAAAUGGGUGGAAGCCAUUCCUUUGAAAUCUUGUGUACAAUCAACAGUGAUGGAUUUCAUUGAGAAGCAUAUCAUCCAUCGGUUUAGAAUUCCGAAGACCAUCACCACAGAUAGAAGUUUUUCCUUUCUAGGAAGUAUGGUGCAAGAUCUAUCCGACAUAUAUAAUAUCCAGUUCACAAGCUUUACUCUAUACUUUGCUCAAGCAAAUGGACAAGCAGAGGCAUCUAACAAGGUCAUCAUUGGCAUAAUUGAGAAGAUGAUUGAGAAGUAUCCACGGCAGUGGCAUAAUCUUUUGUCAGAAGCACUAUGGGCUUAUAGGAAUUCAAAAAGAACAAGUACUGGAGUUAUUCCUUAUAUGUUAACGUAUGGACACGAUGCAGUACUUCCAAUGGAAAUGACAGUGAAAUCAACAAGAGUAGCUUUCCAAAAUGAGUUGACUCCAGCUGAAUAUACUCAAGCCAUGCUAGCAGAGCUAAAAGACCUUGAUGAAGUUCGGUUAAGUGCUUUAGACCAUGUUAUUAAACAGAAGGAGAAGGUGAUGCGAGCUUACAACAAAAAGGUAAAGGCUAAGUCUUUCCUAGAAGGAGACAUGGUUUGGAAAGUCAAAUUGCCACUUGGGACUAAACAUAGAGAGUUUGGCAAAUGGACUCCAAAAUGGGAAGGACCUUUCUUAGUUGAAAGGAUUCUAGGAAAAUGA
Molecule: messenger RNA, 2700 nt
Organism: Cornus florida
Lineage: Eukaryota; Viridiplantae; Streptophyta; Magnoliopsida; Cornales; Cornaceae
Exons: 2
Coding region: 1-2700 (899 amino acids)
Biological process (GO): DNA integration
Molecular function (GO): nucleic acid binding; RNA-DNA hybrid ribonuclease activity
Source: RefSeq, a predicted model, not a curated record